GUCACCUCCACACGGGCCUCGCUCCCGUACUCCGCGCCCCGAGCUGUCAUCACUUUACCGGGAGAAGCGAAGGGCAUCCGGGAUACCGGCCGAGAGGGGAGCCGCCGAAACUCGUUUCUCGAGUGGACAGUCGAAUCAGUGGACCGUGGACGCCUUGUUCCUCCCUCUCUGUCCUGAGACCGCCCCCCUGCUCGAGUGACUUUUAUCCCGUCUUCGUUCUGAGGUUGAGGACGCCCGGCCCGUCGGCCUGACCACCACCGCCGUGUGUGUGACACUUUAAGGACUGCUCAUGCAUCGUUUAAGGACUUGUGCGGCGCGGUUGCGUCCGCUCACCGCCUCGCAGGCGGCUCAGACUGUCGGCCCGCAGCGGCCAAUCACAGUCGCCUCCACAGGUGGCACAAGGACGUUUCAGCCAAUCAGGUGCUACACGGCACCGGUGGCCUCGGAGCCGUUCCUGAACGGGACAAGCUCCAACUAUGUGGAGGAGAUGUACUUUGCCUGGCUGGAGGACCCCAAGAGUGUUCACAAGUCGUGGGAUGUAUUUUUCAGGAACGCUAAUGCCGGUGCUCCUCCCGGUGCAGCCUACCAGUCUCCUCUGGGACUGUCUGCAGCUCCUCAGCUCUCCUCUCUGGUCGGAGCUCAGCCCAACGUGGAGAAGCUGGUGGAGGAUCACCUGGCCGUCCAGUCCCUCAUCAGGGCCUACCAGAUCCGAGGGCACCAUGUGGCCCAGUUGGACCCCCUCGGCAUCAUGGACGCCGAUCUGGACUCGUGUGUCCCCACUGACAUUAUCACCUCCUCCGACAAGCUGGACCUGGCUGUGUUCAAGGAGAGGCUGAGAGUCCUAACGGUAGGAGAGUCAGACUUCCUGUCACAUUUCUGCUGCAGACGAGGCGGCUUCUACGGUCUGGAUGAGUCCGACCUGGACAAGGUGUUCCGGCUGCCCACCACCACCUUCAUCGGAGGUUCAGAUGGUGCCCUGCCGCUGAAGGAGAUCAUCCGCCGCCUGGAGAUGGCGUACUGUCAGCACAUCGGGGUGGAGUUCAUGUUCAUCAACGACCUGGAGCAGUGUCAGUGGAUCAGACAGAAGUUUGAGACUCCAGGAGUGAUGCAGUUCACUCUGGAGGAGAAGAGGACGCUGCUCGCCCGCAUGGUCCGCUCCACCAGGUUCGAGGAGUUCCUGCAGAAGAAGUGGUCUGCAGAGAAGCGUUUUGGUCUGGAGGGCUGUGAGUCUCUGAUCCCGGCUCUGAAGACCAUCAUCGAUAAAUCUUCAGAGAACGGGGUGGAGAACGUCAUCAUGGGCAUGCCCCACAGAGGUCGUCUGAAUGUUUUGGCCAACGUGAUCCGUAAAGAACUGGAACAGAUCUUCUGUCAGUUUGACUCCAAACUGGAGGCUGCUGAUGAGGGCUCUGGAGACGUCAAGUACCACCUGGGGAUGUACCAUCGUCGUAUCAACCGUGUGACGGACAGGAACAUCACCCUGUCUCUGGUGGCCAACCCGUCUCACCUGGAGGCCGUGGACCCCGUGGUGCAGGGGAAGACCAAAGCUGAGCAGUUCUAUUGCGGAGACAACGACGGCAAGAGGGUGAUGUCCAUCCUGCUGCACGGAGACGCAGCGUUCGCAGGUCAGGGUAUCGUCUACGAAACCUUUCACCUGUCGGACCUGCCGUCCUACACCACGCACGGCACCGUGCACGUCGUUGUCAACAACCAGAUCGGCUUCACCACAGAUCCUCGUAUGGCUCGCUCGUCUCCGUAUCCGACUGAUGUGGCUCGAGUCGUCAACGCUCCCAUCUUCCACGUCAACGCUGACGACCCCGAGGCCGUCAUCUACGUCUGUAAGGUGGCUGCUGAGUGGAGGGCCACGUUCCACAAAGACGUGGUGGUCGACCUGGUGUGUUACCGGCGGAUGGGUCACAACGAGAUGGACGAGCCGAUGUUCACUCAGCCGCUGAUGUACAAACAGAUCAAGAAGCAGAAGCCGGUUCUGCAGAAGUACGCAGAGAAACUGAUCGCAGAGGGAGCAGUGACCCGGCAGGAGUACGAGGAGGAGAUUGCCAAGUAUGAUAAGAUCUGUGAGGAGGCGUACGCUCGCUCUAAAGAUGAGAAGAUCCUCCACAUCAAGCACUGGCUGGACUCCCCCUGGCCUGGUUUUUUCACCCUGGACGGACAGCCCAAGUCGAUGAGCUGCCCCUCGACCGGUCUGACUGAAGAGAACCUGAACCACAUCGGAGGAGUGGCCUCGUCCGUCCCCGUGGAGGACUUCACCAUCCACGGAGGUCUGAGUCGUAUCCUGAAGAGUCGAGCUGAGAUGGUUCGUAACCGGACGGUGGACUGGGCUCUGGGCGAGUACAUGGCCUUUGGAUCGCUGCUGAAAGAGGGGAUCCACAUCAGACUGUCGGGACAGGACGUCGAGCGAGGGACCUUCAGCCACCGUCAUCACGUCCUCCACGACCAGAAUGUUGACAAGAGGACCUGCAUUCCCAUGAACCACCUGUCUCCUGACCAGGCGCCGUACACCGUCUGCAACAGCUCGCUGUCUGAGUACGGAGUCCUGGGUUUUGAGUUGGGUUUUGCGAUGGCGAGUCCCAACGCUCUGAUCCUGUGGGAGGCUCAGUUCGGAGACUUCCACAACACGGCUCAGUGCAUCAUCGACCAGUUCAUCUGUCCCGGUCAGGCCAAGUGGGUCAGACAGAACGGCAUCGUGCUGCUGCUGCCGCACGGCAUGGAGGGCAUGGGUCCGGAGCAUUCUUCAGCUCGUCCCGAGAGAUUCCUCCAGAUGUGCAACGAUGACCCCGACGUCAUGCCGCCGCUCACGGAGGACUUUGCGGUGCGUCAGCUCUACGACUGUAACUGGAUCGUGGUGAACUGUUCAUCUCCUGGAAACUACUUCCAUGUUCUCAGACGCCAGAUCCUGCUGCCGUACAGGAAGCCUCUGAUCGUCUUCACUCCCAAGUCUCUGCUGCGUCACCCAGAGGCUCGAUCCAGCUUCGACGAGAUGCUGCCUGGAACUCACUUCCAGAGGUUGAUCCCAGAGGACGGCGUGGCGACGCAGAAUCCUGAGGAGGUGAAACGACUCAUCUUCUGCACAGGGAAGGUUUACUACGAGCUGACCAAAGAGAGGAAGAACAGAGGCAUGGAGGGAACUGUGGCCAUCGCACGUAUCGAGCAGCUGUCUCCGUUCCCGUUCGACCAGGUGAAAGCGGAGUGUGAACGUUUUUCCAACGCCGACCUGGUGUGGUGUCAGGAGGAGCACAAGAACCAGGGUUACUACGACUACGUGAAGCCUCGCAUCAGGACCACCAUCCAGAGAGCCAAGCCUGUCUGGUACGCUGGCAGAGACCCGGCAGCAGCUCCAGCGACAGGAAACAAGAACACUCACCUGAUGGAGCUGCGGCGCUUCCUGGACAACGCCUUGAGUCUGGACGCCUUCAAAGAUCAGCAGCAGUAGAGCUGCGACCUCUGACCUGCAACACCUGUCUGACCUCUGACCCCCCAGCACCCCCUCCUGGAUUCAGUUGUGACAUUCAGACUGCAUCAACACACACACACACACACACACACACACACACACACACACACAGACUGUACUCUCUACACUCAGCAAACACUGCACACACUCUGUACGACUGAGUGCACAGUGUUAAUCUCAGCUCGUUCAGAUCAUCACUGAGUCGACACUCGAUUUUAAAUUCUGAGAUUCAUCGACAGACGUUAAACUGACAGCUGUUUAUUGUUGUCAUGACGCAGCGCGACAGUUUCCUGUGUACCAACAGGUCACUGUCAGCAUCUUUAGCUCUUCUCACAGACAUGAUCUGAUUUAAAUAUUGAUUAUUUCUGUCGUCAGUUCAUCUGUCAGAUAUUGAUUAGAUCCAUAAAAUGUCAGUUUACUGAGAUAUGAGCUGAUAAAUGACUAACGGUUAAUCGAUUAUCAUGAAUUGUUUAUUUCCCUUUGCUUACAUUCAGUGAAGGAAACUCGUGAGCGAGUAACUUCAGUUCAGGUUCAUUUACUCAGAGCAGAUGAUUUGAGGAGUGACGGCCCGGCAGUGUGUAGUACAGUGUGUACUUCAUGUAGUCCGGGCUGCAGACACAGUGUUAGUGUGUAACUGCACAGAACACUGCGUACGACUGCAGCACUGUCCUCCACUACAGGAGACCUGAGUACUGUGUGUUCAGACGUACAGAAGCAGCUUCAGGCUCAACUCCACCACAGGCAACACAGCAACUGUCUGAGCAACAUGCUGCUUCAACAUGUCAACUUCUGAGUUGAUUAAAAAGACAACACAUUUCUUUGUAGGACAGAAAAAGUUUGAGGCAGCUGAUGUGAACACGAGCAAACAAACAACCUGAAUAAAAUGAAGUCUAAAAUCAGCAGAUGCUGUGUGAUACCAGAAUGUCUCUGUGCUGCAGCUUUGAACCUCAGCACUCGUCAAGAGUUGCUCUACAAGUUGCCCAGUGUCUGAGUGAACACACAAGGCAACUUUUUAUGCAACCAGAGUUUGUUAGAGUUGUUAGAAGGCAACGACGCUCCAGAGAAGUUGACUGAAACCAUCUGUAGUCAUGCAGGAACUCUAAUACAGUUUAGUCUAAAAUUAGCAACAUUUUCAACGAGGGCAGCAAUGUUGCUCUAGGAAAGUUGCCUCUGGUUGAGUGAAGUCUGAACCUGAGUUUAAAGUUCAAAAGCACACACACCUUCCUCCGUCCUCACAGACACACACACACACACACACACACACACACACACUCUCCAGCUGUAUUAUGUAACAGCAGGUCAGCAGUUGUGACGUCAUCAUCAUCAUCAUCAUCACUACUCCCCUCACACUCAGCAGUCACCUCCUCCUCACCUGAAACGUUGCAGGAAACAUUUUUACUUUUAGUUUUUAAUGAAUGGCUCGUUAGCAUUGUUAGCAUCGUUAGCGUUCCCCAUUGAAAGCGGAUGGGAGUGCGGCUAGCUGUGAACAGUGAGAGUGGAAUCACUACAGCAGGUGGAGGGGUUUUUUGCCUUUCAGCAGGUGUGUUAGCUCGUUAAGGAAAAGUCUGUAAUCAGUCACCAUGGCAACGCUUACUGGCACAUUGAGAUUUUAUUGUGUUUCUUUCUUUUGAAGGGAUAUUUUGGGGAAUAAAAUGGCGGAGGUCUGCGCCAUCAGGCGUCCCAACAUGAGCUCAACCAAAUGCACUGCUGAUUCUAAUUUAACCCCUCAGCUUCUGUCUCUCUUUUCUUCUUCUUCUUCCUCUUCCUCUUCUCUCUGGCGAGCGUUUAUCUCGUGCCAAAACGGAGCGUCUCAUGUGUUUCUGGUUUCUUCUUGGUGUUUGAGCUGAAUGAACUCUCGUCAGCAGGAAGUCAAGUAUCCUGGUUUGAAACAGAAAAACAAACGACAGCAGAAGAUGAGAUCAGCUGCAGCAGGUUGUGUUCUGGGCUUCUGUGAGACAAAGAAAAUGAUUUAUUUAUUUUCAUAAAAGGGGAUUGAAUCUCUCUUCAUUAUUUUGCUUCAUUCAAUAAAGAAUACUGUAUGUACUGACGA
This is a messenger RNA of Epinephelus fuscoguttatus (brown-marbled grouper), 5519 nucleotides long. RefSeq names its product oxoglutarate dehydrogenase a (gene ogdha). Gene Ontology annotation, molecular function: oxoglutarate dehydrogenase (succinyl-transferring) activity; thiamine pyrophosphate binding. The record is from RefSeq and is a predicted model, not a curated record. Gene Ontology annotation, cellular component: oxoglutarate dehydrogenase complex; mitochondrion. The coding region runs from base 290 to 3448 and encodes 1052 amino acids. NCBI's taxonomy places the organism in Eukaryota, Metazoa, Chordata, Actinopteri, Perciformes, Serranidae. The transcript is spliced from 25 exons. Gene Ontology annotation, biological process: tricarboxylic acid cycle.